UAGCGUCCGGGCGGGGGCGCGGCGCCGCGGCCUCUUGGCUCCGCCCUUCCUUCGCCCUUCCGCCCCGGCGGAGCGGAACGCGGCGGGCGGCGCUGGGCCGCGGGGCGGAGCGGGCAGGAUGAGCACGAAGCAGGUGACGUGCAGGUACUACGUGCAGGGAGUGUGCCGCGAGGGGAGCAAGUGCCUGUUCUCGCACGAUCUGUCCAGCAGCAAGUCCUCCACCGUCUGCAAGUACUACCAGAAGGGGCAGUGCGCCUACGGAGCCCGCUGCAGGUAUGAUCACACCCGGCUCCCUCCGCCGGGGGGAGCAGCAGCCCCUGCACCCCCUGCCCCGCUGGCUGCCCCGCAGGGCCCCCGGCACCCACCCGAGCCUGGCGCCCCGGUCACCAGGAGCAAACGGCACGAGGCUGGCAAGAGGGAGAAGAAGACGCUGGUGCUGAGGGACAGAAAUCUGUGUGGCUUGACUGAAGAGAAGCACAAACCCAGUGGCACGGGAGACGUGGUGUGCUGCAGUGACCAAAACGACAGUGUGGAAGUGAAGCCCCAUUCCUACCUGGAAGCUAUUUGCAGCGGGCUGGAGGACCCGGUGGCUGCAGGCUCCUGUGCUGAUGCAGAGCAGUUGUGUCCCUACGCUGCAGCGGGCGCCUGCCACUUCGGAGAGCGCUGCCUCUACAUCCACGGGGACGUGUGUGAGAUAUGUGGGCUGCAAGUCCUGCACCCCUUCAACCAGGAGCAGAGGAAGGCUCACGAGAUGAUGUGCAUGGCGACAUUUGAGCACGACAUGGAGAAGGCCUUUGCCUUUCAGGCAAGUCAGGACAAAGUGUGCAGUAUCUGCAUGGAAGUGGUGUAUGAGAAGCCAUCGGCCUCCGAGAGGAGGUUUGGGAUCCUUUCCAACUGCAACCACACGUACUGCUUGUCCUGCAUCCGGCAGUGGAGGUGUGCCAAGCAGUUUGAGAAUCCCAUCAUAAAGUCUUGCCCCGAGUGCCGUGUGAUCUCCGAGUUCGUCAUUCCCAGCACGUACUGGGUAGAAGACCAGGAGAAGAAAAACGAACUGAUUGAAGCAUUUAAGCAGGGAGUGGGGAAAAAGCCCUGCAAGUACUUUGAACAAGGGAAGGGAACGUGCCCUUUCGGAGGGAAAUGUCUUUACCUUCACGCUUACCCAGAUGGGACGCGAGCCGAGCCUGAAAAGCCAAGGAAGCAGCUCAGCUCCGAGGGCACUGUGCGGUUCUUCAAUUCUGUUCGCCUGUGGGACUUCAUUGAAGACAGAGAGAGCAGGAGUGUGCCCAGCACGGACACCGACGUCACUGAACUGGGAGAACUGUUCAUGCACCUCUCAGGGGCCGAUGAGGACUCUGCUACUUCUCAAUAAAGAGGACGGGAGGUGCUUCUGCCU
Pezoporus occidentalis (night parrot) is the source of this 1393-nucleotide messenger RNA. It is a transcript of the gene MKRN2, whose product is annotated as makorin ring finger protein 2. The transcript is spliced from 8 exons. Gene Ontology annotation, biological process: protein polyubiquitination. Gene Ontology annotation, molecular function: ubiquitin protein ligase activity; metal ion binding. The record is from RefSeq and is a predicted model, not a curated record. Lineage: Eukaryota; Metazoa; Chordata; Aves; Psittaciformes; Psittacidae. Bases 119 to 1369 code for a protein of 416 amino acids.